Molecule: messenger RNA, 1457 nt
Organism: Drosophila nasuta
Lineage: Eukaryota; Metazoa; Arthropoda; Insecta; Diptera; Drosophilidae
Exons: 3
Coding region: 290-1267 (325 amino acids)
Source: RefSeq, a predicted model, not a curated record
UUGGCUGGCAAUUGGCAACGAGUGUCCACCGGAUUUACAGAUGCAUUUUCCCAGUUGCAUUUCCGUCGAAAGUAAAAGUGUUUUCCACCGAACUUGCCGAUCGACAUUGAAUUAACUAGCACUCUUGCAUCGCUUUGCUUGCCACACAUUAGAUACAUUUCGCCUCUGUAGCUGGCAGGACGUCCUCUUUGACAACGCGCUUCGCUUCGUUGCAACAUCGACAUCGAGAAAUCAAAAUCCGAUUUCAAGUGUGUGUUUCACGUUGCAUAAACACCGAAAACUUUACAAGAUGUCAGUGCUGUUGCAUUUGCUUUUGCUGAUGCUGGUGUUUGCCGAGGUGCCAGCUUUUGGACGCAAGGUGAAACGCAAGGAUGCCCACUACCGCUUGACUGUGCCACCGCCGCCACCAGCAUCGCCGCCACAGCUGCAACAUGGCAACGCUGCCGCACAAUCGGUGGUCGUCGAACACGAGGUGCCGCCCUACACCUUUGAGGACAUCAAUCACGAUGAGUUCGCCUCGCCAAGCAAUCCACCUUUCUCCCGCUACGAGAGCUCCGACUACAUUCAUCACAGCACCCACAACAAUGGCGGCAGCAGUGGCAGCUUCCUCGUGGACAACGGCUUACGAAGCAUUGCCAAGGGUUCAGCAGAUCAAGCCAUCUCAGCGGUGGCCAGCCAGAAUGCCGCUGGCAAGCAGGCUUCCUAUGUGGCCAAGAGUACAUUGGCUCAGGCAGCAGCUCAAGCCGCUGGCACCGCAGUUGCUGUGCUCAAAGGCAAAGAAGUAUUGCUAAGACGCCUCGAAGAGCAAAGCAUCGAGUCGCACAAAGCGGUGGAGAGUGAACUUACCCAACUGCAACAGGCCAAGAGAUCAGCCAAGGCGGCGCAAUAUGCUGCACAGCAGGCUAUUAAUCACGUGAGUGUGCUGACAGCAGCACUUAAUAAUGCUCAAUCCGCCUCGGAGUUGGCGCAGAAGGCAGCAGCGGAGGCAGCCGCAGAGUUGUCCUCUCAAAUCGAUAUGGUGGCCACGGCCAAGGCGAAGCUGGAACAGAUCGAAUCGCAUGCGUAUGCAGCACGUUUGGACUAUGAGGAAACGCGCGAGGCAGCGGAGAAGGCAACACUCUCCGCCCAGGAGGCGCAACUGAAUGCCAACGAUGCGGCGUUGCAUGCGAAUGUGGAGCUCAGCGAAGCGGUGCACAUCCACGACAAGAGCGACCUUAAUGUGCAGGAAUCGGCGUCGCCGCCUCGCAGCAAUAAGAAGCGAUCAUAAAACGAGACCCAGCCCCAGCCCCAGCUAAAGAGCCAGGUCAACUAACGGUGUCGUGGUCAUGGUCAACGGUCAGUUGCUUUCUGUUGCUGUUGCUGCUGCUGCGAUUAAACCUUUAAGUGCAAUUCAAUUAUUUAUUGCCAUACACAUUCGUUUAUAAUAAAUCUUUACGCAGCUGGUUACCUUACAUAAU